GCGCUGCCAUUUAUAUUAUUCUGAGCGAUCCGCAUUAUAAGCAAUAACACACAAACAUAUUACGGUACUUAGUAUGUACUGUUUAAGUCUGUAAGCCACGGUACUGUUUCAUUUAUUGGAUGAUUAAGUGAAUGAAAAUUGAAACAAUAUAACUCGACUUUCAGCAUAGCCAGUUGCAUACUUUAAGGGAUUAGACACCAGAUGGUACAAUUGCAAGAAAAGGUCAAAUUCGAAACCACACCAUCCCAGUCGGCAAAAAUGGAUGCUCAAAAGUCAGGUGACGAAUCUUCACCCAAAAAGGCUCGUUUGAACGAAGAUUAUUCUAAAUGGGAUGCAGGGACCCUUGAAGAAGAGCUCAAAGAGAAGGGUUUCGAUGAUGUUGCUGAGCUCUUUCAACCAAAAAAGAAAGCAGGCAAUACUUUGAAACGGAUUGAAGAGUUUAUUGAGACAAUAAAGACACGACGUUUGCCUUUGAAGGGCCAAAAGGUGUUCAAUGAUCCAAUACAUGGACUAAUCGAACUCCAUCCACUGUGUGUGAAGAUCAUAGACACACCGGAAUUCCAGCGCCUUCGAUUCCUGAAGCAACUUGGGACUGCUUACUUUGUGUAUCCUGGUGCGUCUCACAACCGAUUCGAGCAUAGUUUAGGGGUUUGUCAUUUAGCCGGAAGAUUGGUUCGUGCCAUUAAAAGCAGACAACCCGACCUUGGCAUAACAGAUAAAGACGUUCUUUGUGUUGAAAUAGCUGGGCUCUGCCACGACCUUGGCCAUGGACCAUUUUCCCAUCUGUUUGAUAGGGAGUUUAUACCAAAAGUUCCUCCAGGGACCCCAUGGGAGCACGAACAAGCGUCCAUAGCUUUACUGGACUACAUGAUUGAAAAAAGAAAUUUAGAUUCUGAGUUCGAGAAAUAUGAUAUCACAGAAUUUGACAUAACAUUUAUCAAGGAGCAAAUUCGGCCUGAAAUGAAGGAAAAUUAUGAUGAUGGAAAGUUCAAGGGAAGACCUGACAAACCGUUCCUGUAUGAGAUUGUUGCCAACAAGCGGAACGGCAUUGAUGUUGACAAGUGGGAUUACUUUGCCCGUGAUUGCUACAUGCUUGGAAUUCAGAACAACUUUGACCACAACAGAUGUAUCCACUUUGCCCGGGUUUUGGAUGCGAAGGGAGAUUCGGAUGAGAUGGAGAAACAGAUUUGUACCAGGGAAAAGGAGGCUGGACACCUGUAUGACAUGUUCUACACCCGAUAUAUGCUGUAAUGCCGGGCCUAUAAGCACAAGACUGUUUCAAGCAUCGACUUCAUGGUUACAGAGGCGCUUAUCGAAGCAAACGAUUGCAUCACGUUUACCGGUAAAAAUGGUGAAGAAAAGAAAAUGUCACAGGCCAUUGAUGACAUGGAAGCCUACAGUAAGAUGACUGACCAAGUGAUGCUUCAUGAUUAUCAACAUGAACGACAGAUAACCUACCAACAUCCAAAAAUUCAGAUGGCACUGUUGACAUGGUGGAUUUAAGUGAGAAAAAGAAGAAGCUCGCAAAAUCGAAAGAGAUUCUGAACAAUGUCAUGUCCCGCAACUUUACGUACAAAUUACACAACGCAAGAGGUGUCUGAAAGGGACAUCAAGGAGAAAGAGGAAGACAUAAAAAAGGCAGUUAAAGUGGAAAUAGAAAAGACGAAUCCUGAUCACCAAAAUUUUGAUGUUGCCGGUAUUAAAGUUCAGAUUGUUAAGCUGGAUUACGGGCAAAAAGAAAAGAAUCCCAUGAACAAAUUGAUGUUUUAUAGCAAAACGGAUCUUGACACAGCCGUUCAAAUUAAGAAAGAGCAGGU
Molecule: messenger RNA, 1817 nt
Organism: Mya arenaria
Lineage: Eukaryota; Metazoa; Mollusca; Bivalvia; Myida; Myidae
Product: deoxynucleoside triphosphate triphosphohydrolase SAMHD1-like
Exons: 14
Coding region: 202-1251 (349 amino acids)
Biological process (GO): dGTP catabolic process
Cellular component (GO): nucleus
Molecular function (GO): dGTPase activity
Source: RefSeq, a predicted model, not a curated record